Molecule: messenger RNA, 501 nt
Organism: Prunus armeniaca (apricot)
Lineage: Eukaryota; Viridiplantae; Streptophyta; Magnoliopsida; Rosales; Rosaceae
Source: the annotation of a GenBank genome assembly
AUGAGAAAGAACAGAGGUUUCAGGCUAAGACACAAGCUAGUGAGAAUCUUCAAAUGGAUUGUCCGACCCAGAAAAGACCCUAACCGAUUACAGAGACUGGAGCCUCCGACCCAAAACUACAACCCCAUUUCCAAAUUCUUCACCUUGGCUCGGUUUCUUCCGCGUGGAGCAAAGCAGCUCUGUUCCGCAAACUCGGGUUAUAUUCGGAUCCGUGAAGCCCCGGUUGAAACCAAAGUUGCAAAACCAGUUUCUGUACCGAAAGGGCAUCUGGCUGUGUACGUGGGCGAAUCAGGUGAUGACACGCAGAGGUAUUUAGUGCCUGUGAUGUACUUUAAUCACCCGCUGUUCGGGGACCUGUUGAAGGAGGCAGAGAAGGUUUACGGGUUCAAUCAUCCGGGUCGGAUCGUGAUACCAUGUGAGGUUUCGGAGUUUGAGAAGGUGCAGAUGAAGAUUGCCGCAGGGGAUCAAUGCCCAAGGCGGAGAAGGAAAAGCCGUUGCUAG